Messenger RNA from Cladocopium goreaui, 1495 nucleotides. The record is from the annotation of a GenBank genome assembly. NCBI's taxonomy places the organism in Eukaryota, Dinophyceae, Suessiales, Symbiodiniaceae.
AUGGAGCUGCCUUGGCUGGUUUCUGUGACAUGUCUGGCUUGGCUCGGCGUGAGCCUCCAGGGCUGUGGUGGUGGUGGUGGUUCCAGUUCCAUCGAGACCCCCUGCAGCGAGUCGAUGCAGCGAGGCCAAUGCUCCAGAUGUAUGUGUAAGGCCUCCGGAUCUCGUUGCACUUCCCCUAUCGCCUGUGUGGCCUGCCGUGCCCCCUACGUGUUUUCGCCGCUCAACGAGACCAACGAGACCGGCGCCCUGGGCUUCCGCCACGGCCUCUGCGCCAUCGGCUGCCCGGAGGUGACGAAACCAGCGAUGCCGCGGAACGCCUUGGAGCUGAACGGCCAGGAGUGGCCCAUGGCCUGUUUUAAUGGCACGGAAGUGCAACGUUUCUUUAUCAUUGGUGAUUGGGGUGGCAUUUUAAGUGGCAGUGAGCCCUUGACCUUCAAAAACCGGCCGCAAGUGGUGGAGCCCAUCGAUUCGCACGCGCAGAGUUACGUGGCGCGGAAGAUGGCGCAGGUGGCGGAUGAGAAACGACCCAAGUUCGUGAUCAACGUGGGUGACAACUUCUACCCCGGCGGCAUCAGCAGCCCUGGCACCUGCAAUGCUGAGACGGAUGAAACGGAUCCUGCCGGUGAAAUCAUCUUUUCCAACAUCUUUGAGAAGGUCUACAAGGGGCCUGGCUUGUCAGUGGAAUGGUGGGGCGUGCUGGGCAACCACGACUAUGGUGGAUAUCACUACAACGUGCACUGGGAUCAGAACAUCUUCUACACCUGGCAUUCCCCAGAAAGCCGCUGGUUGACUCCCGCCUUGUUCUGGAAACGCCGGGCACAGUUCAGGAACUUUUCGGCGGAUUUCUUCUUCGUGGACACCAACAAGGUGGAUACCUACCAAACUCCGGACGUGGAUCCGGAACACAACAUCUGUUCCAGAUCUCAUAACCAGCCUCCACAACCCCUUGGGUGUAAUGGCACGUCCAUCACCAACCCUGACACCUGCUGGAAGUUUUUCGAUGACCUUUGGAAGGAGCAAAAAACCUGGCUGGCGAAGCAGCUGAAAUCCUCUUCAGCAGAGUGGCAGAUUAUCGUGACCCACUACCCUCCUUACUUUGAGCCUUGCCGCUCGGACGCGUGGACGAGCUAUCUGGCAGACUAUGGUGUGGAUUUCUACAUCAGUGGUCACACCCAUCUGCAGAACGCCUCCAGUUUCGAGGGGACGCCCUUCGUGAUUUCCGGAGGCGGUGGUGGCAUUACCUCGGAGAUUUUGCCCACGACCAGUGGAGAAGAUGAUGGCUAUGGCUUUAUGGAUGUGGUCAUUAGCCAUGAUGCCAUGACAGUCACGCGCUACUCCCAUGGUGGAGUGGACAACCAGACCAUCGUCCGCGGCGUCACGUCGGUAGCUCCUAGGACCGAAGCAGCAAAUAGCAGUGGAAAGGCCGGCUGGGUCAGUGCCAGCACAGCAGUGAUGCGUAUCUUUGAAGAAAAUCAGCAGUCACCAGUGCUGCGAG